GUUCGGGCCCCCUCGCGCAUAGAUAGCGAGUGAUUUACAGUUUCUCACUCCUUGUUUCAUGCAACGUUAAUAAUCAAUCAUGUUACAAAAGCAAUUGGCGCUCGCCGACGCAAUUGGCGGUGCGGCCCGCAGCGGCGCUCGUGGAGUUCCGCUCCUACGUGCAUCUGGCGCUACGGCCCCGCCGGGCCGCCGCGCCGGCCCUGCACAUGGCGCCCCGCCCGCCUCCCUCGCCGCCGCCCACCGCCCCACCCCGGCACCGUGCCGCCUCCGCCACGCACCCGUGUGCGCCGCCACUGGCCCCGGCGAGGCCCCUCUCUACCCGCCCAUGCCCAUCCCCUCCGACCCCCAGCUCACAGCCGCCAUCUCGGGCGCAGCCGACUGGCGGGCUGUGCGGGAGGUGUUUGGGGCGGCGGCGAGGCGCAUGGACGCGGCACAGCUGCUGCUCACCAGCCAGAGGCUGGCCCACCUGACCGGCGCACUCAACUGGCCGGACGGCGCGCCCCUGCCGCUGCCGGUGCCGCAAGCCGACGCGCCCGCCCUGAGCCACGCGGAGGCGCAGGAGGUGGCGGUGCUGGCUGGCUCGCUGUGCCGCGCCACGCAGGUGUGCCUCAUCGACAUGUACGGACUGCAGCAGGCGGCGGGGCUGUGCCAGGCGUUUACGGCCCUGGGUGCGGUGCCUGCCGCCUCCUGGCUAAAGGCGGCCGAGCUGAUCGCACUGCGCACACAGCGCAACAGCGAGGGAGGCCGCGGCGCCAGCCGCGAGCUGGUGAACGAGCUGCUGCUGCUGGCGGGCUGCUUCCAGCGCCUGGGCCACGCCCCCGACCGCGCCUUCGUGGGCCUGCUGGCGGACACCCUGCCGCUGGAGGCACUGGAGCUGCCGGCGGCGCAGGCGGCGGCGGCGGCGGCGGCGCAGGCAGGCACAGAGGGGCAGGAGGGAGAGGCUCCCGCCGCGCGGCAGGUGCUGAUGGUGAUGACGGCGCCGCAGCUGCUGACGCUGGCCCGGGCGGUGCUGCUGUGGGGCAUGACGCCGCCCGCCGACUGGCCCGAGGCCUACCUGCAGGCCACCUACUCGCGCAUCACCAGCGCCAACCUGAUGGCGGUCACACGCGCCGGCGCGGGCGGCCCCUCGCCCGAGGAGGCGGCGGAGGCGGCGGACGCGGCGGCGGCGCUGCGGCUGGGCGGGCUGGCGGCGCUGCUGUGGGCGGCGGUGGUGCUGGGGGCGCGGCCGGCAGACCCAGGCGGCGACUGGAUGGCGGAGUACAAGGACGCGGCACUGCGGCUGCUGAGGGAGGAGCUGACGGCGCCGCCCGUGGUGCUGGUGGGAGGCAGUAGCAGCAGCGGUAGCGGCAGCGGCAGUAGCGGCGGCAGUAGCACCAGCCUGCAGGAUGUGGCUGCGGUGCUGUCAGCCAUGCAGCAAGUGCUGUACGACCCCGGCCCCGAGUGGGUCAGCAGCUGCCUGCAGGCUGCGGCGGUCAUCCAGCAGCGCACCUCGCCCGCCUCCCCCGCUGCGGGCGCCGCGGCCUCGGGCUCUGACGGGGCCGCCGCCGCCUACAGCGCGCCUGUGGGGGACGCGCUGGCGGCUGUGCUGUUCAUGUCGGCGCAGUACGACCACCCGCAGGACGCCGCCACACGUGACGCGGUGGUGGCCAUGGCGGCCGCCGCGCAGGAGUGGCUGCAGCUGCAGGCAGGCGGCGCCGGCGACAGCCGCCGCGGCCGCGGCCGCCCCGGCAGUAGCACCAGCAGCAACGGCAGUGGCAGUGGCAGUAGCGCCCGGGUGCUGUUCUCGUCUCGGGGGCUGACACAGCUGCUGAUGGCGCUGGUACGCAUGGGCGGCCGGCCCGGGGAGGAGUGGAUGGCGGCGUGGGCGGCGGCGGCAGCCGGCGUGCUGGCGGCGGGCGCGGCGGCGGGCAGGGGCGGCGCCACCGGCUCCGUGUUUGACGCCGACCAGGUGAUGGCUGUGAUGGCGACUGCCGCCCAGGCGGGUGUGGAGCUGCCCGAGCAGCUGCAGGUGGCGCUGGUGGGCAACGUGCUGGUGCCGCCCGCAGGCGGCGGCAAGGCCGGCGCCGGUGCGGGCGCGGGCGCGGGCGUGUCGGCCGCCGGUGUGUUCCUACCUGGCACUGGCAGCCCCGGCGUGCUGCGCGGCGCACCGGCGGACCCUGCCACCCUGGCGGCCGCCGUGUCCGGAGCCGAGGGCGGCGCCGGCAGUAGCGCCGGUGGCGCCAAGGGUGCUGCAGCCGGUGCUGCGGCCGGCGGUCUGGGCCUGUCCAAGUUCCGCCAGGUGGUGGAUGUGGUGGCGCUGCAGCCGCACAAGCUGCGGGCCGAGUGGGUGCAGCACUAUGUGGAGCUGGUGCAGGACUUCAGGCUGCGGCUGAGCGCGCGCGAGGUGCUGGGCGUGGUGUGCGCCCUGUCCCAGUUCAGGAACGUGCGGCUGGUGCAGAUGCCGGCCGCGGCCGCCGGCGCCGCCGCCGCACACGCCAGCCCGCGCCUGGUCCGCCUGUCGCCGCCCGACUCGGAGGCCGCGGCGCAGGGCUCGGGCGGCAGUGCGGAGGGCGACGAGGGCGGCGACGCGGCGGCCGGGGGCGCUGGUGGUGGUGGAGGCGUGCUUCUGGACGCGGGCUGGGUGUCGGGUCUGCUGGAUGACCUGCGGGCGCGCGGCGGGCUGCAGGGGCCACGGGAGGUUAUGCAGCUGGCGCAGACCCUGGCUGAGUUGGAGGCGCCCGCACCGCUGCUGGGGUUCCUGGAGACGUCCGCCCUCAACCUGACCGGCGAGGACGGCCGCCGCAAGAAGCCCGCGGCGGCGGCAGCCGCCACUGGGGCGGCGGCGGCGGCGGCGCCAGCACCAGCGGCGGCGCGCAUCCGGCUCAAGCUGCAGUCCAAUCCCGUGCUACAAAAGGUGGCGGCGGUGGCGGUGGCGGCGGGUGACGCAGAGGGCGGUGACACGGAACCCAAGCCGGAGUCUGUCUCGCCAGCGGUGGCGGCUCUGGCGGAGCAGCGGGCGGCUGCGGAGGCGGAGGCGGCGGAGGAGGAUGAGGCUUGGGCGCUGGCCUGGCCGGCCAUGUUGGCAACCUUUGCGGCGGGAGGAUACGUGCCUGAGCGCAGGUGGUGGGACCGCUUCGCCGCGGCCACGCUGCCCUCCCUGGAGGCCUACGAGCCGCAGCGCCUGGCCGCCACCGCCGCCGCCGCACUGGCCUGCAGCCAUAAGGCAGCGCAGGCAGCACAGGCGGCGGAGCCGGAGGCGGCGGCGGCAGCGGCGGAGGUGGAGGAGGUGGCGGCGGCGCUGCUGCCUAACCUGGAGUGGCACCAACAGGCGUUUGGUCUGAUUGCGGGGGCGCUGCAGAGCUGCCCGCUGUCCAUGCAGCAGGUGCGGCAGGCGGCGGCGGGCAUGCUGGCGGAGCAGCGCCGGCAGACCAGGCAGCAGCAGCAGGAGGCGGCGGAGGAGGGGGGCGCUGCUACAGCCACUGCUACUGCUGCUGCAGCUGACGACGUGGAGGGGGAGCUGGACGCGAGCGAGGAGGAGAUGCGGGAGGCGCUCAUGGCCGCCAGCGCGGAGCUGCCGGGGCUGCUGACGCAGCUGACGGCGCCGCGGGUGCCGCUGCCCGGCGAGCUGUGUGAGCUGUUGGAGCACAUGGCGGCGGAGGCGGCGGCCCUGGCGGCGGAGGCCGCGGGCAGGGCACAGGCCGGCGCGGGCAGCAGCAGUGGCGGCGGUGGUGGCGGCGAGGAGGACGGCGGCGGUGGCGGCGACCUUGAUGACGUGCUGUACUGCCAGCAGCUGAUCUGUCUGGUGCUGCAGGCGUUCCUGGUGUCUGAGUACAGCCCCGCGGGGGGUCAGGACUGGGUGGCGCGGGUGGCGCCGGUGCUGCUGUGGAGCCGGCCCGUGUGGGCGCCAGGCUCUGCCGCCGGCCAGCUGGAGCAGCAGGAGGAGCUACUGCUCAGUGCCGAGGCCACCACCACCACCGCCUACGCCGCAGGGCAGCUACAGCUGCAGCUACAGCCGCAGCAGGUGGCGGCGCUGCUGCGGCACGCGGCGCGGCUGGCGGGCGGCGGCGCCAUGUCAGCGGGCGAGGUGGCGGCGGCGCUGCGGGGGCUGAGCGGCGUGGAGGGCGCGACGGAGGAGGGCGGCGUGGAGGCGGCGGGCGAGGCGCUGGGAGAGCUACUGGAGCUGCUGGCCGCCCAGAGCUCCCGGCUAUCCGCCGAGGGUCUGUCGGAGGCGGCCACCGCGCUGCUGCAGCUGGGCGUGGGGCUGCCGGAGCAGCUGGCGCACAGGUUCAGGCCGGCGCUGCAGAGGGCGGCGCCGCAGCUGGAGCCGGUGCAGAUGAUGACGGUGCUGGCAGCCGGCUCCAGCCUGGGCCUGGAGCCGCCCUCGCGGGACCUGAUCAAGGCCAUGUGCGCCCAGGUGGAGCGGCUGGCCAAGGACCCGCACCCCCUGGCGCCCGCGGCCGCCGUGGAGGUUGCAUACAUGGUGAUGCAGUGGGCUCCGCAGGUGGCCAUGUCGGAGCUGGACGCACUGAGGGACGCCGUGGCGGAGGGGCUGCAGAUCAUCCUGCGCCGGCGCCUGGCCUCGCUGGGGCCCGCUGUGGCGCCCAAGUUCGCGCUGCUACUGCCGACUGCGGGCGUGGAGCUGCCCGGCGCGGGUCUGGAGGGCGCCGACGGCAGUAGCAGUAGCAGCAGCGGCAGUAGCAGUGCCCCCAGCAGCCGGGAUCGGGCGGACCGACAGUCAGCGCUGCGGCCGCUGGUGGCGGCGCUGGCGGAGGGGCUGGGGCUGGGCGGGGCAGGGGACGGGGUAGGGGCGGGGCAGGGGAAAGGGGAGCAGCGUGUGUGUAUGUACGACACGGCGGACUGCGCCGAUGCGCUCAUGGGCCUGGGCCUGGCGGGCGUGGCUGUGCCCGUGGACUUCACCCGGCGGGUGGUGGAGGUCACGAGGGAGCAGCUGGCGGCGGCCGGAGCCGGCGGCGGCGCCUCCGCCUCCGCCGCCGUCAGUGCUCGGAGCCUGGCGGCGCUUCUGACCGGGCUGGCGGAACAGCGGCGCAUGGCGCAGCAGGAGGACGGGGCGCCCUACCUGCCCUCGCCCGACUCGCCGCCAUUCGACAUGCCCGCAUCCUACGCAGCCGCGGUCUGGGCGGCGGCGCGGCGGAUGGCGCGGCCGGAGGUGCUGGCGGCGGAGGCGGCGGCCGGCGAGGAGGACGAGGCGGCGGAGGCGGCGGCGGAGGCUGCGGCGGCGGCGGCGUGGGACGUGAACAGCGCUGGCACGUUCCUGCGGGGGGCGGUGUUCCUGGGCUCGCGGCCGGAUGCGGAGACGACGCAGGCGGUGAUUGAGUGCGCGCUGGGGCGGUACCGGGACAUGCCCGACCCCACAGCACUGGCGACACUGGUGCAGGUGCUAGCGGCAAUGAACUACGCACCGCCGCCGGGCUGGGCGGCGGAGGCGCGGGCGGCGCUGGCCGGCGCCCUGGGCUCGCUGCCGCCCGAGCUGCGGGACAGCGUGCUGCGGACGUUGCAGGUCUCGGGCGCCGCCGCGGCGGCGGCAGCCAGUGGCAUUCCCAUGUCGCCGCGGGGCGGGGCGGGGAGUGGCACGAGGGGUGGGAGUGGGAGUGGCGGCGUGGCGAAGAGCGUGUGGGGCAGCAAGCUGGGCCGCAGCGGCAGCGCGGGCAAGGGCGGGCGGCGGAGCGGCGGGGGUGGUGGCAGUGGUGGUGGGGGCAAGGGCCCGUCGGGCGGCAGCGCACGCGGGCGGAGGUAGGCUGUCAAAGCAGAGGAGUGGAGUUCGUGUGUGGUGGUGGAGAUGGUGAUGUUGCGAUGUUCCCAAGACAGCGAUGGCAGUGCCAAACGGAUGACAUGCGCAGUUUGGCCCCAGACACGGGAGCUUUACGCAAGUUCAUGGUCGCGACUUGUCCCGCCUUAUAUUAACUGUGUGACAUAAGACGCAACGAAGCAAGAGACCACCGAUCGGCUCCUUGGGAUC
Molecule: messenger RNA, 5956 nt
Organism: Chlamydomonas reinhardtii
Lineage: Eukaryota; Viridiplantae; Chlorophyta; Chlorophyceae; Chlamydomonadales; Chlamydomonadaceae
Exons: 28
Coding region: 80-5734 (1884 amino acids)
Source: RefSeq, a predicted model, not a curated record